UCAUUUGUGAUAGAGAGGCAAGGACAGACAACAUGCGGUCGGUCGGUCGGUCAGUCGGUCGGUCAGGGAAGGCAUUUUCUAUUGAAUAGACCAGUGACGUCAUAAGGUAGGAAUAUUUAAAGGUACAAAAAACUGUCGGGGUGCGGCGGCGGCGGCGGCACCUGUUGUGUGUCAGAAAGUUAGGUCCCCAUAUGCACGGGGACUUCAGAUAUCUUGUAACCUUCUACCCCGUCACGCGCCCAACCGCCCGUGAAGUUGGAAGCAGUUUGCACGCACGCAUGCACGUACGGACGGACGCACGGACGGGGCCGUGCUGGAGGCAUGUGGGCAGUGACAAGUUCACAACAGAGGGGAGGCAAAGGGAAGCGAGGCGAGGCGAGGCGAGGCGAAGCGAAGCGAGGGGACCGGAGGCGAGGCGAGGCGCGCAAUGCAAUGACGGGCAACUUGUACGCAGCAGCUGUGAGCGAUCGCGUGCAGAGGGACGAAAUGGGCAUGGCCAGCGAAGACCUGCUGGUGACCCUGCAAAUAUUACCCGCUUUCUUUUCCAUUUGCCUUUUCCUGGCGCUCUACGACUCAAUGGUGCUCGUCAAGCGCAUUGUUUCGCGCUUGCGUUGCUCCAGGUCCGCCGGCUCGGGAAAGUGGCGUCGCAUGUUGACAAGGGCUGGGAUCCGCUCCAUCUGGAAGAGUUUCUUGCUGGACGCUUACAAAAAGGUCAAAGUGGGCUGCGAGGCACCAAACUCCAAAGUGGUCAAGGUGACGACAGACAGUUCUCAUCGGCGCAAGAUGAUCGAGCCUAACCAGCGAGGCGGCGGCGGCGGCGGCGGCGGCGGCGGCGGCGGCGGCGGGAGGCUCGGCAAGCCGGACGAAUGCCACCUCCUGGAUUUGGAAUCGUCAGGUCGCCCUCUGGUGGUCAACUUUGGCUCAGCCACUUGACCCCCCUUUGUCAGCCACCUGCCCACCUUUGUGCGCUUGGUGGAAGACUUCAGCCACGUGGCUGACUUUGUGCUGGUGUACAUCGACGAGGCUCAUCCAUCUGACGGCUGGGCGGCCCCGCCUAUGGGCCCUCGCUCUUUCGCCGUACGCAAGCAUCGAAGUUUAGAAGAGAGGCUGGGAGCGGCACGCCAGCUGAUUGAGCACUUUUCUCUGCCCCCACAGUGUCAGCUGGUAGCUGACUGUAUGGACAACAAUGCUAAUGUGGCUUACGGCGUUUCCAACGAACGCGUGUGCAUAGUACAAUGCAGAAAGGUACGCUAUCUGGGCGGCAAGGGGCCUUUUUUUUACAAUCUCAACCAUGUGCGCCAGUGGCUGGAACAAAGCUAUGGCAAACGGUAGAAGGGGAGAGAGAGGGAGAGCGACAGAGCCACACAGAGAGUAUCCUGACUUUUUGGACCUCAAAAAUAACCUGGCUUUUUAUUUGUGCCUAGGACUAAAGCCGUUGGUUUGCAUACUUAGCAAAGGGCCCCUUCAUAUGCAUUCUUGGUCAAAAUUGUUUGAGGUGGCUCAUGCAGUGGUGGAAUGAACAACAUGAGAGGUUUUCUUUUGACAACUGAAAAGGUUAUUGUUAUGUCCUCCAAAAGAGACAAUAUGUUUUGGGCUUCUGAUUGUCCUAAAUGAACCAUUUGAGUUGAGUCUCUAUAGCAGGGGUGGGCAAUUGCGGUCCUCGAGGGCCCCUCGAGGGCCCCCGGCCGGUGUCCUGCAUGUUUUCUAUGUUGCACCUGAACACACCUGAUCCAAAUGGUCCGAUCAUUAGCAAGGUCUGCACAAGCUGGAUAACAAUCCGGAUCAUUAGAGUCAGGUGUGUUGCAGCAGGGAGACCUAUAAAACAUGCGGAACACGGGCGGGCCCACCGGGUGGGGCACACCCCACCCCACCCCACCCCUAUCGCGUCAUGCUUGUGCACUAUUCUUAGCACAGCUCCAACUUAACUCUAUUCAUGACUGUCUUUUUUUAUGAAAAUCAGUUGUUGUUGUUGUUUGUGUGCAGUUGCUCCUCAAUAACUUGUCCUUAAGUGUAACACCAGCAACCUAGGUUCUAAUUGAGACAGCAGACGAGCCAUCUGUGACAAUGAAGCCUUUGAACAUUCUUCUUCAUCCAGUGUCAAGUCAUGUUGCGGCAUGAAUUUGACCACCUUUAAAAGGCAGGUGCACUCCAAUUUGGCAUUGAAAUGAUGAGUGUGUCAUGGAAACGCAUACAAGUGGUGUCAUUUCGUUCCGAAACACACACAGCAGUCUAUAUCAAAGUGUCAUGCAAUAAUACUGCCUUCAACCAUUGCAGAGGCAGCUACUUACUUACUUACGUACGUAUAUAUAAAUAGUCAUUCAUCGGGGACCGCAUUGUGCACUUGCAUCCUGGCACCACACAUGAAUGCCUUGAAAGAAGAAGCAUGUUGAUGGAAAUGUGGGAGUUGCGUUUAAUAGUCUGGCUGGCUGGCUGGCUGGCUGGCUGGCCUACUGGCCGGGCGGCCGGCUAGCUGGCUGGCAACAAGUCGAGUUUCAACAACUCUUAGUUGAUUUGCUAAUUCCGUAUCCAUUCCACGUUUGUCGCCCUACCGAGAAGCUUCAUUGUGUUCAAACAACAUUUCUGUCUGUCAACACGCUUGACAGCUAAAGAGUUUUGCAAUUUGUCGUCUAUGUCGAGUUGCGUUAUUUCUCUCCUUGUGUUUCUGUGAAUCAGAUGCUGGCUUCCUUCUCCUGUUGUUGAUGAUAAAGGUGUAUUGAUGAAAACCUGCGAUGAAAGAGUAUGUAACUCAGUCUCCGGUUGGAUAGCGAAGCACACCUCAUCAACUUUCCAAGCAUUGCAUCUCUUCCUUUAUGUCAAACCUGAAACUUUGAUCGAAAUCACUCUGUUGAUUUUCUUCACCGACGCAAUAAAGUGGAAAAUAAA
This is a messenger RNA of Syngnathus typhle (broad-nosed pipefish), 2883 nucleotides long. It is a transcript of the gene dio2, whose product is annotated as iodothyronine deiodinase 2. The record is from RefSeq and is a predicted model, not a curated record. The transcript has 2 exons. NCBI's taxonomy places the organism in Eukaryota, Metazoa, Chordata, Actinopteri, Syngnathiformes, Syngnathidae. Gene Ontology annotation, molecular function: thyroxine 5'-deiodinase activity.